AUAUAUCAGAAGCAUUCAAAGCCCAAAACUCGCCACUCCUCAAUCUCUCUUCUCCAACCCUCUUACAGAAACCACCGUUUCUCUUCCCAAAAUCACACAUAUCGAAGAUCAAAAGGGCAAGAAAACGAUGGACGGCACCGGAGUAGUCGCAGUUUACGGCAACGGCGCGUUAACAGAGAGCAAGAAGUCCACCUUCUCCGUCAAAGUCGGCCUUGCUCAAAUGCUCCGAGGCGGCGUCAUCAUGGACGUGGUUAACGCUGAACAAGCCCGGAUAGCAGAAGAAGCCGGCGCGUGUGCCGUCAUGGCGCUAGAGCGCGUGCCCGCCGACAUCCGUGCACAAGGCGGCGUUGCACGGAUGAGUGACCCACAACUCAUCAAGGAAAUCAAACAAGCCGUCACGAUACCUGUCAUGGCGAAGGCUCGAAUUGGGCAUUUCGUUGAGGCUCAGAUUCUGGAAGCAAUUGGAGUCGAUUAUGUGGAUGAGAGCGAGGUGUUGACGUUGGCAGAUGAUAUGAACCACAUUAAUAAGCACAAUUUCAGGAUUCCGUUCGUUUGUGGUUGCCGGAAUCUGGGUGAGGCUUUGAGAAGGAUUCGUGAAGGAGCUGCCAUGAUUCGUACUAAAGGCGAAGCAGGAACUGGCAACAUAAUUGAGGCGGUGAGGCAUGUUAGAUCUGUGAUGGGGGACAUUAGGGUUCUGGCAAACAUGGACGACGAUGAGGUCUUCACUUUCGCGAAGAAAAUCGCAGCCCCAUAUGACUUAGUGAUGCAGACGAAGCAACUGGGGCGGCUUCCGGUGGUGCAGUUUGCAGCAGGAGGCGUUGCAACUCCGGCGGAUGCAGCUCUGAUGAUGCAGUUGGGAUGCGACGGCGUAUUUGUUGGGUCGGGGGUGUUCAAGAGCGGCGACCCGGCUCGCCGGGCACGUGCUAUUGUUCAGGCGGUGACGCAUUACACCGAUCCGGCGAUGCUGGCGGAGGUGAGUUGUGGAUUGGGUGAAGCCAUGGUGGGUUUGAACCUUGAUAAGAAUGUUGAAAGGUAUGCCAACCGGUCGGAGUAAAAGGAUCGCCGGCGAGGGUCUCCGGGAAGGGGUUAUAGGGUUUGGUUUUAUUUAGAUUUGGGAUUUUACUUUUUAGUAAAAGUUUUAUAAGGUUUUAAGAAAGAUGAAGGGAUACACAACUCUGGUUGUUAUAAACUAUUGUAUCAAUUUAUUAUGCAAUUAAGUUUGAUUAUCUGUUGCAAUUUGA
Lactuca sativa (garden lettuce) is the source of this 1241-nucleotide messenger RNA. RefSeq names its product putative pyridoxal 5'-phosphate synthase subunit PDX1. Gene Ontology annotation, molecular function: amine-lyase activity. The record is from RefSeq and is a predicted model, not a curated record. Gene Ontology annotation, biological process: pyridoxal 5'-phosphate biosynthetic process; pyridoxine biosynthetic process; amino acid metabolic process. Lineage: Eukaryota; Viridiplantae; Streptophyta; Magnoliopsida; Asterales; Asteraceae.